This is a messenger RNA of Daucus carota subsp. sativus, 1634 nucleotides long. RefSeq names its product replication protein A 70 kDa DNA-binding subunit B. Bases 832 to 1362 code for a protein of 176 amino acids. The transcript has 5 exons. The record is from RefSeq and is a predicted model, not a curated record. Lineage: Eukaryota; Viridiplantae; Streptophyta; Magnoliopsida; Apiales; Apiaceae.
UUCUUCCUGCUCUCUUCCAGUUCCAAUUGUCCAUAUGCUCUUUGCCUGAGCUCAGAUAAUCUCUCCUUCCUCUCGCUUCUCUGCAGUGUUGGAUCGCCGCUAUUAGAUUGUGUUAUGGGUGGAGCUUUCGCUGUUAGUGUGUAUAUAAAUUGAAUUUGGAGGCAGACCAUUUGCCCCAUGGAUAGUUCCUCGAGAAAACGUGGUAGGCCAAAGCUUUGCGUGACCAAGGAGGUUCUAGAGGAGCACAGGACGCAAAAACGCUUGCAGAAUGCCGCGCGUCGUGGCCAGUUGACUUCGCAAACAAAAAAAAUAAUAGAAGGGUACUACUGGUGAUAUCUAGGCUGGCCUCCUGAUAAGCUCCAGUGAAUGUCCUAUUGAUUUCUAGGGAGAAGUUUCCUCUUCCUGUUUCAGCUGACUUAAGGCGAAGAAAAAAUAUGAAUGUUUUGAGUUUAUUGUCUCGCUGACUUAUUUCUUCUCUGAAUAAAAUUUGUCGUCAAAAGUUUGUUAGGCUACGCUGUGUAAAGAUUAGGUAUGCAGCUUAGAGCGCAAGCUUUGAUCAUUCGGGCUUAUAAAGUUAAUAAAUCAUAACACAGCUCUAUUGUUUUAGGCUUACAAAAUUAUAUGUACAUCAAUGGAUAAAACUUUUAAUUUAUUAUGAAAUAAAAAACGCAAGUAAGCCAGUGAAGCUUGUAUUAGUGAUUUCCCAGCCAAUAAAAUGGUUUGAUUUGCCAUUGGCUCACAAAUCAUUGACAAUGAGUGAGCAGAACUGAGAACACAUUCUAAGUCUGAGGUAUCUAUUGCCUACGGUUUUAUAAAGAUUCUGGCAUUUAUAUGCAGGGUCAGCCACCAGGACAUCUCAGGCUGCAAUUCCUCAAGGUUCUACGACGGACAUGCGAGGCGACAAUAGUGGCGGUGAUGGAAGGCGAGGGAUGGUACUACAAUUGUUGCCCACGAUGCGCCCGCAAAGUACAGACUACUGAGGGGAAGUAUUACUGCACAUUCUGCUCUAAGGAGGCCGGAGACUUCAAGCCACGGUUCAGACUUACCGUCCGAGUGGAAGAUUCAACAGCCCAAACAACUUUCACCCUCUUCAAUAAGGAGGCGGAACAGAUCGUCGGCAUACCAGUGGACAAAAUUAUCGACGAGCUUCCAGAGGGCACUAACAUUGCAGAAAUACCCCCGGUCAUUAGGAACAUAAUUGGAAAGCGUUGCGUGUUCGAUGUCAAGAUUAAUGAAUAUAACACUGUCUGCGGUUACGAAGAUUACACGGUGUUUCGCCUUAAACUAAGCCACCAGACGGAACAGGCCUCCACCAGCAACAAAGACAACACAGACAACUCAAAGAAACAGAGGGUCAACUGAGGAGGUCCAGGAACAGGCAAAAUCAAACACUACAAACCACGAUAGCAUCGUCAGCUUAGUUAUAUUGCACAUUCCUUAGCAACAUUACACUAUGCACUAGAUCAUCUACUACACAUGCAUCAGAACUUUAAACACAUGCACAUAUUUCUCUUGCUUCAGCAUUUUAAGCCUUCACAAAUAGCAUUACUUAAGAAUAUGUUCUUUUAGUGUUUAUAAUAUAUGGCAGCAAUACUUCAUGUCAUUAUUAUCGAUGAUUCCGCUAAAUUAGAUUC